AUGGCGGAUCGGACAAUGAAGAGGCUUUUGGGUAUCAUUGAUGAUGUAUUGGUUAGAGUUGACAAGUUCAUCCUCCCAGCAGACUUCGUUAUCCUAGAUUGUGAAGUGUACUAUGAGGUGCCUAUCAAUUUGGAUAGACUUUUCCUUGCUACGGGAAAGGCUCUAUUUGAUGUAGAGGCCGUUGAUGAUGCUAGUGCAACAAUCAAUGUUCGGGACAAGUUGGAAGCCAUUUUGCUCAACCUAGAUGAUGACGAGGAGAGUGAUGGCUAUGUGGAUUCGUCCCUUUACAAGGAGAAAAUGAAGUACUUGCAUGACAAGUACACCCACGACAAGGAAUUUAAGGAGCGUGAUCUGGUGCUUUUGUUAAAUUCCAUGUUAAGAAUGUUCCCGGGCAAGCUGAAAUCAAAAUGGAGUGGGCUCUUUGAUGUAGUGAAUGUAACCACUUUUGGUGCUCUAGAUUUAAAAAAUAAGAACAAUGAGGUGUUUAGAGUUAAUGGGAAACGGGUUAAGCAUUAUCUGGGCAAGGUUGAUGAUGGCCAUAUUGUGGCGGUUCUCCAUUUCUCGUGA
Molecule: messenger RNA, 567 nt
Organism: Nicotiana attenuata
Lineage: Eukaryota; Viridiplantae; Streptophyta; Magnoliopsida; Solanales; Solanaceae
Exons: 3
Coding region: 1-567 (188 amino acids)
Source: RefSeq, a predicted model, not a curated record